Nycticebus coucang (slow loris) is the source of this 5589-nucleotide messenger RNA. RefSeq names its product solute carrier family 31 member 1 (gene SLC31A1). The record is from RefSeq and is a predicted model, not a curated record. NCBI's taxonomy places the organism in Eukaryota, Metazoa, Chordata, Mammalia, Primates, Lorisidae. Bases 331 to 855 code for a protein of 174 amino acids. Gene Ontology annotation, molecular function: copper ion transmembrane transporter activity. Gene Ontology annotation, biological process: copper ion transmembrane transport. Gene Ontology annotation, cellular component: membrane. The transcript is spliced from 7 exons.
GGCGGGAAUCCUCGGCCUCGGUGGCGGUCGUGGACACGUCGAGCCAGGCAGAAGUGGAGGGGGCUUCUGAGGAGUCGGGAAGGGGUGACAGGUUAAGAUUCUGAGAGCGAGGCGCCAGUGGCUGGACUCGACCUAGGAAGAGAUGGGGCCCUCUCUCUUGCUCAAACGGGCUCAAACCCUUGACCUCAAGCUAUCCUCCUACCUUGGCCUCCUAGAGUGCUAGGAUUACAGGUGAACUUGUCAAGGUUUUGUGCUCCAGAGACUUAAUUCGUUUAAGAAGUCUCAACCACUGAAAGAAUCUUCUGCUGACACUCAACUUUACCUGGAAAAAUGAAUCAUUCUCAUCAUCACAUGACAACUACAGCCUCACACUCCCAUGGUGGAGGAGACAGCAACAUGAUGAUGAUGAUGCCUAUGACCUUCUACUUUGGCUUUAAAAAUGUGGAACUAUUGUUUUCCGGUUUGGUGAUCAAUACAGCUGGAGAAAUGGCUGGAGCUUUUGUGGCAGUGUUUUUACUAGCAAUGUUCUAUGAAGGACUCAAGAUAGCCCGAGAGAGACUGCUGCGUAAGUCACAAGUCAGCAUUCGCUACAAUUCCAUGCCUGUCCCAGGACCAAAUGGAACCAUCCUUAUGGAGACCCACAAAACUGUUGGGCAGCAGAUGCUGAGUUUUCCACACCUCCUGCAAACCGUGCUGCAUAUCAUCCAAGUGGUCGUCAGCUACUUCCUCAUGCUCAUCUUCAUGACCUACAAUGGCUACCUCUGCAUUGCCGUAGCAGCAGGGGCUGGUACAGGAUACUUUCUCUUCAGCUGGAAGAAGGCAGUGGUAGUGGACAUCACAGAGCAUUGCCAUUAAUGUCAAACUCCAUGGCGUGGCCUUACCGAUUGCAGUGGGAAGCAGUUUGAGACUAGAAGAUGUGAUUCCUGCUCCAAUCAUCCCUUCUUGCUCUUGUUUCUUUACAUACAUACACAUACACACACACACACACCUGCUCAACAGAGUUUUAGUUUACAGACCCUAAUCUAAAGUACCUCCCAAACUUGUCUCUAAUAAGCUGAGAAUCCCAUUUUUCUUGAGGAGAAGCCACCCAUGAGAUGUCUUUUCCUUCCCCAUUGUCCUAGAUCUAAGUUAUAUGUUCUUAUCUAAUCCAGGUAGCUUUCUGUUCAAUGGCUUGAUCAUCUACUUCCUUUUUUAAUCUUUCAGAUUUUUUUUUAACAGACAGUACAUGAAUUCAGUGGGUUUUUUCUGGGAUAGUGAUGGUGAUGAUUAACUUCAGCCAGGAUUAAUGGCUGCUGAGGGAGAUUCUUGCCCAACUCAACCCAGAACUGAAACUCAACAUUAGAAAAUAAGGUCCUGUCUUUGGAUUCAAUGAGUGGGAAAUACAUUGUGCCUUUCUCUGGGUGUGAUGUGUUACACCAAAAUCUUUGUUGUGUGCAGAGGGGUGGUUUGAGGGUAAUCUACAGGCCUAGAGCUUGGAGAGUAUGUGUUCUUGGACGGCUGAUUUCAUCAACUUGUCUUCCUACUUACCAUUUUGAUUAGAAUGAACUUGCCAGUCCAAAAGAAAAGACAAUCAAUUUGAGAAAAUAGAAAUAGGUAUUUUAAAAUAAAACCAUUGGCAUUUUACUUUGACUACCUUGGUUUGUCCUGGCUGAAUGAAGCAAAAGAAUUUGAAUUAUUUUUUCCCACUAUUGUUUUCACAUGUCUGCCACUAUGAUAGUGAUUUUCAAAUUUUAGCAUACAUCACAAUCACUAGUGGGCUGUUUAAAACACUAGAUGCUGGACCUCAACCCCACAAUCCCAAAACAGGCAUUUCUAAGUUCCCAGACAGUGUUCCUGCUGAUGGUCAAGAGACCACACUUUUGAGAAUCUGUGCUUUAAAUUAAGAAAGUAACACCUGAUAAAGUGGGUUACCUGAUAUUGGGCAUGGGAAUUUGAAUUGCUGAUUGGUGGUUGGUAUGUCUGGGCUUCACUCAGUAAAUCCUGCUGAUCAAUACUUAAUCAUUCCGCAUUUAUUCAGUUCCAACUGUGUAGUUCCACAAGUGCAAAGGGCUGAGACCAAAGUAUUUUCACUAGCCUGUCUGAAAUCACUAGUCCUUAUUUUUAAAGACCUGUGGUUUCUGGGAAGUAGUUUGAAUGUUGAGAGAGACCUUUGAUCUGCAGCGUAAAUCCACCAGGUAUGGGCCAGAAGGGCAAAAGCCAAGCUUUCUCUUUGUAGAGGCUGAGGGUGUGGUUUGCUGAUGGCCAGAUUCUCCUCAGCCCCAACAUCUAUGCCCAUACCUGGCAGAGCCUCAUCCUUCAUGUGACCAUUUUUGUUACUCUUGGGAGCUUCAUUAGAUCACAAGUGGCCAAAACCUCUUUUCUCCAUGAAGAAUCACAUUGGAUUUUUAUUCUGUUCAGUUGUUAGUACACACAGCAGUCCAAGCUACCUCUGUAAAGUGAUUCUUCCUUGCCGGUCUGUUAAAUCCUGCCAUCCUUGGUGCUAGAUCCAAUAGUGCCUCAGGGUGGAGGACACAAAACACUGCUAUCCUGUUGGCCCAAGUCAUGGUUUGGAAGUUUGUACUUUCUCCGCGCAUGCCAGUUAAAUAUUGGAAAGCAAGGAAUGUGUACUUGUAUGGCUUUGAACCAAGAGAGGGUUAUGAGCCUACUGGUCGAGGUUAAAAUCCAAGAACCAGCAUUUGAGCUUUGUGCUUUUUUCUCAUUUCAUUCCUUUGCAAUGAUGAUAACUUAGCAUGAGCAGAGUGAAUGACAGGUACUGACGAGAGUCCAACAUUAAGGUGUAAAUAGCCUGUUGUUGGCUCACACUUACAAUCCCAGCACUGUGAGAGGCCGAAGGAAGGAACAUCACUUGAGGCCAGAAGUUUGAGACCAACCUGGGAAACAUAGUGAGACCCCAUUUCUACAAAAAAAAAUUUUUUUAAAUAGCCUGUUGUCUCAGAAGCUGAGGAAUAAUAAAACCAUGAGUAAUAAAUAUGAAUCAAUGUUUAGUAGUGAUUCUGGUGCUCUCUGGAAACCUCAGCGUGAACUGCUAUAGAAUACUCUUCUAGGAAUAGAACCUUCUCAGUAAGAUAAAAUCAAGGCCAAUUAAGACAAAAUGCUAUGAACUUGAAACUCACAGACAAAACCAUCAGUUUGGGGUAGAUCUUCAGGUAUUCAGGAUAGGGAUCAUUUCCAGAAAAACCUGAAUUUAAGGGAUUCUUAGACUAGAUAACCAAGGAUGAAGCAAGUGGAGGAGAAAAAAGUUAAAGCUUAAAUUCCAUCUUUCUUGAGCUCUUAGAUUGUGAUAAUAUAAUGAUAUCAUUGACUUUCAUUUCUGUAUCCCUGCUCAUUUGAAAUUUAAUGCCAGACUUCUUUGUUCCUUUUAGAUUCAAACUUCUCUUUUCCUCCUCCCCUGUACACGUCUAUUAGAAGAUUGUCGCCCCAUCUCUUUGGCCUCUUACUCUGCUGCCCUUUUCCCCUUUCUGUCUUUCAUCUCACACGUCUGGUUGUUUAAAUCUCCCUUGUCCUCCUGAAGCAGUGGGCAUCACUAUACUCUGGAUAUAAGUACCAACCAAAAGUUCCAGAAGUUGGUAUUUAUAAACUGGUUGAAGACCUUAUGUAUGCUUCAAGAAGCAUUUGCCCCACUGGAAUUUCUAGAAGGCUGAGCAAGGGGAAACCUAGUACCCUGUUCAGAGCUAUAGAAUCUUAGGGGCUUAUCUCCAGUGUAUGAUGUAUGAUAGAGGAACAUUCAGUGCCCACAUUGCCCACAAAUGGUAUCCUCACUGUGUGCCCCCCCCCCCCAGGGGUUAGAAAUUAAGAUUUCUUCACUACUUCUAUGGUAGGGCAGUCUGGAAUUCCCUUUCAGGCUGUGGGUACUGGUCUUGGGUUCUAGCAACAAGGGAUUCCUUAUAAGGAGCUGGGCAGAAAGACAGGGGUACACUUUCAUGUCAUUUAAUUUUGAUCCCUGCCCUCUCCAGCUGCUUCUUCAGAAGAUACAUCUAAAAAUAUAAAGACUGCAUUUGAUGUAAUGCCUUAAUCACCAGGUCUACAAUUAAUGUUGACUAUUUUAGAUUGUAAGCUCCUGGAGAGCAGUAUUGCUGUAGUAGGAAUGUUUUAACAGUGUCACAUGCAGAACAAAAUAAAUAUUUUGUGAUUUGAUGCAUGUUUUUCUUUCUUUUUUUUUUUUUUUUUGAGACAGUCUCAAGCUAUCGCCCUGGGUGGAGUGCUGUGGCAUCACAGCUCACAGCCACCUCAAAGUCCUGGGCUCAAAUGAUUCUCUUGCCUCAGCCUCCCAAGGAGCUGGGACUAUAGGAGCCUGCCACAAUGCCCAGAUAUAUAUAUUUUUUUGGGUUGUAGUUGUCAUUGUUUGGCAGGCCCAGGCUGGAUUCAAACCUACCAGCUCUGGUGUAUGUGGCGGCACCCUAGACAUUCGAGCUACAGGCGCUGAGCCAGAUGAUGCAUGUUUUUCUACCCAGAGUGAUGUCAGAAUGAGCUAGUUUCUUCAUAGUCUGCAUAGAGUCCAACUAUUACCAUCAGUCUUUUUUUUUUUUUUAAUUGAGAUAGAGUCUCACUUUGUCACCCUAGGUAGAGUGCUAUGGUGUCAUGGCUCAUAGCAACCUUAAACUCCUGGGCUCAAGCAAUUCUCUUGCCUCAGCCUCCCAAGUAGCUGGGACUAUAGGCGCCCACCACAACACCUGGCUUUUUGUUGUUGUUGUUGAGCAGGCAGAGGCUGGAUUCAAACCCACCAACCCCAGAAAAUGUGGCUGGCACCCUAACCACUGAGCUAUGGGCGCACAGCCACCAUCAGUUUUUUAAAUGUGAAAGUCUUAUAGGUGAAAUGAUCCCUGUAUGUUUUCAUCUCAUUCUCCUGCUGUGCUCAAAAUGAUGUACAUACCAGAAGAUCCAUGUGAACUUUUGCAUAGGAGUCAGAGUCUUUGUGAAGCUGCAGAUAUUUCAAUAUGCCAAAGAUUCUUGAAUUUAUUCCCCCCCCCACCACCACCACCACGAACUUCAUCUGGUUGGAGAUUCCUAAAUUUAAAAGUUAAUUUCUGUCACAUCAUAAUCCCUUCCCUGUGUUUGUUUAUUAUGUCAAGCAAGAGAUUCUGAGUUGGGCCUCUAGAAAGUUUACUGCCAAACCUGGAGAUGUACAAUGACCCUGCCUACCCCUCUGUAAAGCCAGAGUGCUGGUGUUAUUUGCUCUUUCUAGUGGGCACCUUGCCAAUUAGCACUACUACUAGUCUCCUCCUUAGUGUAAUAUGUUGAGCAUCCACUUUGGAGUUAAUGGGUUUGAAUCCUGGCUCUACCAUUUACUAGCAGUGUGACCUUAGGAAAAGUUAUUCUAAAAAUCCUCAGGGCUGGCCAGGUGAGGUGGCUCAUGCCUAUAAUCCCAGCACUCUGGGAGGCCAAGGCAGUUGGAUUGCUUGAGUUCAGGAGUUGAAGACCAGUCUGAGCAAGUGUGAGACUCUGUCUCUAUUAAAAAAUAGAAAAAUUUGCCAGGCAUUGUGGCAGGUACCUGUAGUCUCAGCUACUCAGGAGUUUGAGGCAAAAGGAUCACUUGAACCCAAGAGUAUUGAGGUUGCUGCGAGCUAUGACACCAGGGUGACAGAUACUCUG